AUGCAUCGACAUCCGCAGCAGGUAUCGAUGAAGCUUAAAGCACAGUUCUUUAUUUUAUUUUAUUAUUUAUGUUAUUAUAGUUUCACUAAGGAUGUCAUAUUAAAUGCUUGUUAUGGAAAAAGAGAGUUUGUUUAUGAUUCGUAUGCUGAUCGUUGUGUAGAUCCUUCAGUUUUUCCAUGUCAUACUGUUAAUAUAGGCAACCCUUGUGCGGGAAAAGCAAAUGGAAAAUACUUGAUUCCCAACGUGUUUGCUUCCUUGCAGUGUUCAUCUCAACAAGGAAGCUAUGUUCAUUGUGCAAAUAACCAAAUUUUUGAUCCAAAUUAUAAUUCUUGCAUGGAUGCUAAAAACUAUAAUUUAAAUAAUUUUUGUAUUAAUAGACCGGAUGGACAAUAUCGCAAUCCUUGGAAUUGCAAUAAUUAUAUUACUUGUUUCAGUCAAGGAAAUUUACGCAAAUCCAACAUCACAUCUUGUGAAUUUUCUGAAGUUUAUAAUCCUUAUAUCGAUUUUUGUGAAGAUUCAUCACUUUUUCUAUGUCGCACUGUUAACAUGUAAUUCUGUUUGCACUUCUCUUUCAUCAAACCUUAAUGUGUGAAGUUUGUUAAUUGCAUGGCUUCUUACUUGUCUAGCUCCACUUCCACUGAGAGAAAACGCUUUUUGGAAUAAUUUGCAACUUGCAGAAUACUGAUCAACAAGACAAACUUGUAUUCUCCCACUAUUCUAUUCUUCCACUUUUUAUAAUAUUUUGUUUAUCUUAAAAAUUCUUAUAAAAAUAAAUAAACAAUUAAA
Molecule: messenger RNA, 786 nt
Organism: Hydra vulgaris (swiftwater hydra)
Lineage: Eukaryota; Metazoa; Cnidaria; Hydrozoa; Anthoathecata; Hydridae
Source: RefSeq, a predicted model, not a curated record